AGCAGAAACUACGCCGGUGAGAACAGCAACCUGGGUCUAUCCUGCAAGUUUGUCCCUCGGUCUGGUGAAGGAAUACACACUCAUCUUCCACAUCAUCCUCUACAUCUGCACUGAGGUCACCAUGUUCAUCAGUGAAGAGCUCGAGUGUGUUGUCUGCUGCUACGAGUACUCCCGCGGUGAGCGGGUCCCACGGGUCCUCCACUGCAACCACACUUUCUGUGCGCCCUGCCUGGAGCAACUGUCCAAGCUGGAGGGAGUUAUCCGCACAGUCUCCUGCCCUCUGUGCCGCUGGAUUACUUGCACACGGGCCAGCCUCACCCUGCCCGGGUCCCUGUGGGUCAACACGGAGAUCUGGGACCAGAUUGCAGAAGAUCACCCGCGGAGGAAGGAUGAAUCAGUGGAGCAUUUGAAUGACACACAGACCCAGCUCACCAAGCCAAAGCUCUCUGAUUCAACGCCGUCUGGCUUCAAGUUCACACUCAAAAAGAUGUUCAGCUGUUUUCUGCUGCAAGGACAAACAAUGGAGAGCUGCUGACACUUUAAACAGCCGAAGAAGUUUCACUUACAGCUCCCUUUCUCGUCAUGUGUAACUUGACGGACCUGCAGCGAGUCUGCAGUGUAGGACUAUAAGUGUGUUUUGCAUGAGCAAAGCAGCACGCAACAGAGCAGAGGUCUCAGGAGGCCUGUGAGGAGCCAAGACCGGGACAGCUUCAGGUUUUGUGUGAGGUGUUUAAAGUACUGUGUUUUUGUGAUGCACUUGAAAAGAAAAAUUUGCACUGCCUCUAAGUCAGCAGGUUCUCUGUGAAUUUGUAGUAAAAUACUGCUGUGUAGUUUGUUUUACUCUAACUGUGAAAUAUCAGAGAAUCUAUUUUUAAACUUAGUUUUUUACAAAGCUGAAGUGUGAAGAACUCGAUCUGAUGUAAAGAAUUUCAUUCAGUGGAAUAGGGGAUACUGUGAUUUGUAAAAUAUUACAUAAUACAUUGUAAAUUAUUCUCAAAUUAUUUAUAUAUGUAUAGUGUUUUGUUAACUAUAUUACAUUUUUCCCCCACAUGCAUUUUGGUACAACUGUAAAAAAAAAAAAAUCAAGUGUCAUUAACAUGACAGAUUCAUAUCCUCAAAAUGACUAUGAAUUAACUAUGAUUUAUUUAUAUAAUUUAAAUGAAAUCAUAACUAUUGAGUGUUUAAUGUCCAUGUUGAGUCAGUUAAUAAACAUCAUCUGUGAACAAAUUGUUACUAUUUGGACCAUGAAGAAUAAUGUCGUAGCAGCCAGAUAUG
Messenger RNA from Seriola dumerili (greater amberjack), 1275 nucleotides. Its product is annotated as RING finger protein 208-like. The transcript has 3 exons. The coding region runs from base 122 to 535 and encodes 137 amino acids. Lineage: Eukaryota; Metazoa; Chordata; Actinopteri; Carangiformes; Carangidae. Gene Ontology annotation, biological process: protein ubiquitination. Gene Ontology annotation, molecular function: ubiquitin protein ligase activity. The record is from RefSeq and is a predicted model, not a curated record.